AAUGUUUAGAUUUUACGGAAAUUAUAUCUUUGCUAUCUUAUUUUUUCUUCAAGUUACAAAAACAGAAGUACAGAUACCAGAAGAUGCUCCAUUUUAUUGCGAUUGUGAUUUGGAUAUCGCUGUAGUUCUAGAUACAUCGAGCAGCGUUAAGGAAAGAGAUAUCUUAAAUCUUCAAUAUUUCUUUCAUUCUUUCUUUAAAACUAUUAAUUUAAGAAAUCAGACAAAGUUAGCUUUUGUUACAUAUGCUACUAAGGCAAAUAUUCACUUUUCAUUGAAAUCGCCUUUAACAUCAAUAUCGCAAAUAAAUUCAUUCCUGAGAAAGAGAAAGUUUCGAGGUGGGGCGAAUAAUUUGGCUAGCGCACUUCAUCUCUUAAAUACCCAAGUUUUUAAAGAAGCACACGGAGAUCGCGACUACGCACCGAAUGUUGCUUUAAUUAUCACUGAUAGUUCAUCGGAUAUCAACGCCGAAAGAACAGUUUUUAAGGCUGAGAGAGCCCGAAAAAACGGUCUUCAAAUUUUCAUUCUAGGGAUAAAACUACGGGGAAAUGAUAGAGCAAUUGAAGAGUUACGUUACGUAUCUUCUCCUCCACAUAGGAGAUAUUUGGUUUUGGUGGAAAACUACGAAAUAUUGAUAAGAGAUAGCAGAAAAAUUUUUGAACAAUUUUGUAAUAGUAUUUUAUUGCAAGCCCACCUGUUAUCUUUGCAUAAUCAAUCAUCCGUUUACAAAAAGGAUUGUACGAAAAUAAUUGAUUUGGCCAUUCUUGUUGAUUCUUCAUCUAGUAUUGGAGUUAAACAUUUUCAUCUUAUUUUACAGUUUACCAGCAGCAUUAUUCAAGAAUUGGACAUAGAUUACGGCCAAGCAAGAGUCUCUUUAACGACCUUUAGUACAAAAUCUACUAUUCAUUUCUAUUUGAAUAAAUUUAAUUCGAACAAUGCAGCUUUACAAGCUUUAAAGUACAUACAAUAUAUAUACGGAAUAUCAAAUGUUACAGCAGCAUUGGAAAAUGUUACAAACAACGUUUUCCACUAUUCUAAAGGUGACAGAAGAAACGCUGAAAAUAUUCUUUUAUUAAUAACUGAUGGUAGAUGGACAACAAGUGUUCAAGAGAUUUAUAAACAAGCCGAAAAUACAAAAAAGUCCGGAAUAAAGAUAAUGGCUAUUGGUGUUGGCGUUGAAUCAAUUAAAAAUGCAAUACUAAACAAAACUGUUUCAACACCUAUUCGUAAUAAUCUAUUAUACGUUUCUAAAUAUUCACAUCUACACGCUGAGAGGCAAAAGAUACUUGCAAACAUAUGCAAUUUUCAACCCGUUCAACCAACUCUACCGGAUAAUAAUGUACACAAACCAUUCUCUGGUGGAGAUAUUGUAUUUCUAAUAGAUUCUAGCGGUAGUAUUGGUAAAUGGAAUUUCGGUAAAAUUAAAAGAUUUGUUAUCAAAAUUAUAAACCGAUUGGAUGUCGAUGAUAAAACUUAUAGAAUAUCUUUACUAACGUUUGGUAAAAAAGUUAAAGUUUGGCUACGUUUGAACGAUAGCGAAAGAAAGAUUGAUAUUGUUAAAAGAAUCAGAAAAGUACAAUAUCAGUUUGGAUUUAAAUCAAAUAUUUUAGACGCUUUAAAGGUUUUAAGAAAUGAUUUAUUUCAAACUUCUGUUGGAGAUAGACCGAAAGUACAAAAUAUAGCUGUUAUUAUAACUGAUGGUAUUUCAAACUCCAAAUCAAUAUGGGAAGAAGCUAGAAAUGUACACGACUCUUUAAUUAACGUAAUAUGCAUUGGAAUUAUAAACGGUCAAAACGAAAAUCAACUUAUUCACGGUUUAACUGAUCUGGCAUCAAAGCCUCAUUCUUCAAAUUUAAAAAUUAUUAAAGGGUUUAACCAAUUGCAGAAGUUAGUAAUACCAUUGGUGAAAUAUUUUCAAGCAGCCUGCAAUUCUGCAGCAGAUUUAGUGUUCAUAUUAGAUUCUUCUGGUUCUAUUGGAGAAGAGAGUUUUUUCAAAUUAAAACGAUUCGUCAAAAGUGUUAUAGAAGAGAUUGACAUAGUUUCUUGCAACUUUAGAAUUGGCUUACUUAAAUAUGGAAGUGAUGUCAUAAUUGAAUUUCAUUUAAAUAAGUUUAAUACAACAUCAGAUAUACUAACAGGCAUUGAGCAAUUUGGAUACAGUUUUGGUUAUACAUUUACAUCGGAAGCUUUGAGAAUAGCUAGAGAGGAGAUGUUUCAUGAAAGCUACGGUGAUAGAAAAGACGCUAGAAAUAUUUUGGUUAUUAUCUCGGACGGAUUAUCAAAUAUUGGAACAAAGAAUACCGCAUUAGAAGCGAAGCAUUGUUCGAAUGAAGAUAUAUCAGUUAUACCAAUAGGUGUUCCAGUAAAGAAGAAGGAUAUAUUUAUUCCUCUGGCAACGGAGAAAUUAAAGGGAAUCUUUACUGCAGAAACUUUUGAAGAUUUAUUCAAGAUACGCAGAGAUCUACUUCAUUAUUUGCUGGAAGACGUUGAUCAAUGCAACCCAAAUCCUUGUUUAAAUAACGGAGAAUGUAAAGAUGGUAUUUAUUCAUAUACUUGCAAGUGUCCUCCAGCUUUUUCUGGAGUAGACUGUGAACAACAAUGCAACAGCAAAUCGGAUAUUAUGUUUAUCAUCGACCAAUCAGCUUUUAUCGGAAGAUAUUUAUUAAAAAAAGCUAAACAAUUUGCAAUUGAUUUAAUUAAACAAUUUAAUAGAGGACAGAGUCGUAUUGGUUUAAUAAGUUACGAUUCAGAAGCCAAAUUGUUAUUGUCAUUAUCGAAUAAUUCACAGAGACAAUUAGAGGAACUGCUCAGAGUUAACGUAACUUUUAGGGGAGGUUAUCCAUACACAGCUGGAGCCAUGAGAUUAGCAUUAAAUGAAUUUUCGAAGGAGACUGUCAACAGAAAAGAUAUUGCAAAUUUUGCUUUUCUAUUAACUGGUGGAACAAGAAUGGAUAAAUUUAAUAUGGAAACUAAAAAUGGAACUAUUGUAAAAUUCUUCACUUUUGGAGUUGGAAAAGUCGAACAUGACGAUUGGAAACCUUUUGAACCCUUUCAUCCCGAUAUUUACAAUCAAAUAAACACGGAAAAAGAAUCCCUGGUACAUUUAGAGCACGUAACACAUUCGUUAUUGAGUGCCCUCUGCGAAAAAGAGGAUCAAUGUUUGUCCUCUCCCUGUAAAAAUGCUAUAAAGUGCCUGGAUGGAAUUAACAAGUAUACGUGCAUAUGCAAAGAUGGUUUUCAAGGAAAAAAUUGUGAAAAGGGCUGUAACUCGAGAGCAGAUAUAAUUUUUCUUGUUGAUUCUUCGGGCUCAGUUGGAAGAGAUAAUUUUUAUAAAAUACUAAAAUUCAUCGUAAAAAUUACAUCAGAUAUGCAAGUUAGCCAAAAUCAUACAAGAAUAGGAAUUGCAACCUACUCUAAUGAUGCAAGAAUAGAAUACUACUUGAAUGAAUUUAACAAGAGUUCUGAAUUGGAAAAUAUAUCUCAAAGAAUACCAUAUAGGUACGGCGGAAGUCACGUAGCUAAAGGUUUUGAAGUUAUUUGUAACGAAGCGUUCGUCCUUAACAAAGGAGAUAGACCAAGCGCACCUAAUUUCAUUGUCUUAAUAUCCGAUGGUGUAUCCAAUAUUAGAAAGUGGAUGACUAUCCGGCAAGCAGAAGAAUGUAAGGAUUCCGGUGUUAGAAUAUUUGGUCUUGGCGUGGGUUUAUCUCCCGAGAUCGAAAUAAAAGCAGUUGUAAGCGAAGAUACUCAAAGGCACACCUAUCUAAUAGGAAAUUUUGACGAAUUACUUAAUAUUUCGGAAAAUAUUAAUCAAGCCAUUUGUGAAGAAUCUGAUAUGUGCGUUAAUAAUCCAUGCAAAAACGAUGGCAUGUGCGUUUCUGGAACAAACUCAUAUAAAUGUCAAUGCCCUGAUGGAUUUUCUGGGAAAAAUUGCGAAAGGAAUUGUCAUAUGGCAAUAGACGUUGCCUUCAUUGUCGAUUCAUCGAGUCUGCUUAAAAAGAGACGCUUUAAACUGCUUUUACACUUUACUAAGGAGAUUAUCAAAAAAUUCGAGUUUGCAUCUGGUAAAACAAGAGCUGCGCUUAUCACUUACAAUAGCUUUUCAACAAUUCAUUUCAAUUUUUCUACCUAUCGCUCACGUGAUGAUAUAUUAUCGGCUAUAGACAGGGUUCCAUACGUCCCAAGUGAAUCUCACGCUGCUGACGCUUUCCGAGUGAUGACUGAAAAAGUUUUUAAUCCGAAAAAUGGGGAUAGACCAUCUGUUCCAGAUGUUUGCAUCUUUCUUACUGGAACCAUGUGGAAUGUUAGGCCGCAAAACACCAUAAAAGAAGUAGAAAAGGCUAAGCGGGUGGGGGCGAAAUUCUUUGUUAUUGGAGUAGGGAAGAGGUUAAGAAGAAGGGAUUUGCUGAGCAUAGCAGGGCAACCAGCUCAUUUAUUUAUGGUGCGAAAUUUUAGGAGGCUAUUGAAAAGUACGAGUAGAGUCUUAAAUAGGGUUUGUCAUCCAGGCGAAAUGAAAAAUGUUAAUACUAUGGAUAUUAGGCCUUCAGCAUUCGAUGGAGAAUGUAGUGAAUCGGUUGAUGUAGCAUUCGUAAUUGAUAGCAGUGGAAGUGUGUCAAGAGGAAAUUUCAAUAAAUUGUUAAUCUUUGUGGAAUAUAUGAUACGAUCAAUGGGCAUAAGAUACGGCAACAAUCGCUUUGCCCUAGUAACGUUUAGUAAUAAUGCAAAAUUAGUGUUUAAUUUGGAACGCCAUUCAACCAUCUCUUCCCUUUCAAAGGCUGUCAUGUCAGCUAAAUACACACCCGGUCGGACGAAUAUUGCUUCCGCCUUUAGAAUUUUACGUGAAUCUGUAUUCUUAUCAAAAUCCGGUGAUCGUCCUGGUAUUCCGAAUAUUGUCGUCCUUAUUAUCGAAGGACUUUCAAACUACGAUAGCAUUAAAACCAUAGGAGAGGCGAAUAAACUGAAGAGAGAAAGAAUCAUUAUUUUUGGAGUAGGUAUUUCCAUGGCCGAUAAUUACGAACUCAAGAAGAUUGUAGAGGAUGAACAAAGGAUAUUUAAUGUAAAUAAAUUUGACGAUUUAAGAUCUAUUUACGUAGGCCUAAAGAAAAAAAUAUGUUCAUCGAGAGAGAACGUUGAACAGUUGGAUUUUACAAAUCAGUGUAAACAUAAUCCUUGUAAAAAUGAAGGAUUAUGUAUUGAUGGAGAUUUUACAUUUACGUGUAGGUGUAUACCAGGCUAUAGAGGAAGACAUUGCGAAAUACCACCUUGGCAUAAAAUCAAUAUUACGGGAUGCCCACAUAAAUUGGAUAUAGGCUUUAUAGUUGAUUCCGAAAAGGAAGUUGGGGAAAAGAACUUUAAUAAAUCUAUCCAAUUUGUUAAUGACGUUAUUAAGAAAUUAGGAAUGGAACACGAUAUUACAAGACCGGCUUUAAUAACCUUCUCCAAUCGUGCUAGGAUACGACUAUAUCUAACGAGCGAUUCAUCGAAAUUCUCAAAAGUUGUUAAUAAUAUUCCGUACGUCUCUCGGGAAAAGAACAAAGCGAAUGCCAAAGAAAGAGAGGAAACAAGUAUCGUUGAAGCAUUUACUGUUACACGAAAGAAUGUCUUCCUUAUUAGAAAUGCCGAUAGACCCGGUAUACCCAAUCUAGCCGUUUUAAUAACUGAUGGCUUAACGACAGUUGAGGAACCAAAAACUAUUCGAGGUGCACAGAGACUAAGGGCUAGCGGAACUAAUUUAACUGUAAUCUAUGUCGGAAAGAAAAUUACGGAUUUAGUUAGUAAAAUUGCUGAAGGAAAACAGGAAAUGACGUUUAGAAGGGAAACUUUUGACGAUUUAAAUUCGGAAUUUGUCAAACAUUUUACUGAAAGAGUGUGCCAGAGACUUAAAAAGCUUCCUAGAUACAAAUAAUAGAUUCAGCCGUUAUGUUUACAGUAAAUUCUAUGUUCUAAUUAUACAGUAUAUAUAGUCUAUGCAAAUUAAAUACAAUAUCUGACAUGUAACUGAAAAUUCAUAUAUAAAACUUGGAAUAUUUAAUACAUU
This is a messenger RNA of Dimorphilus gyrociliatus, 6031 nucleotides long. The record is from the annotation of a GenBank genome assembly. Lineage: Eukaryota; Metazoa; Annelida; Polychaeta; Dinophilidae.